Molecule: messenger RNA, 3100 nt
Organism: Polypterus senegalus (gray bichir)
Lineage: Eukaryota; Metazoa; Chordata; Cladistia; Polypteriformes; Polypteridae
Product: nuclear GTPase SLIP-GC-like
Exons: 18
Coding region: 113-2971 (952 amino acids)
Molecular function (GO): GTPase activity
Source: RefSeq, a predicted model, not a curated record
UUGAGAUUUAUGAAGCUUUAUGACUCACAAAACGACAGCAAAAUAUCAUUUUGUUAAAGCAUCUCAAGUGAUUUUAGGUGGAGGUACAAGAGCUGAAUGAAAUUCUAAAGCAAUGGAGACAAAUGAUCUCAAAAAAAUGCUUGAAAAUUUGAUCAGUGCACAAAAGGAAGAAGCAGAACGACAGAAGUCAAGAGAUAUUACUCACAUGAAAGAAUUUGAAAAGUUGACCUACCUACUGGAAACUUCUUUACUUAAGACUACUCAGGAUGACCCUGAGACCUUCCUGAAAAAAUUUGAGCACAUUGCACAGAGUUAUAGCUGGCCAAAGAAGACAUGGCCCCUAAAGUUAGCUCCACUUCUACAUGGUGAAGCUCAGUUGGCCUAUGAUGGUUUGGAUGAUUCUGGUAGACAGUGUUAUACAAACAUCAAAGAAGCCAUUCUACAAAACUACAGGGCAACAUCUGAUUCAUACAGACAGCAAUUUCUUUCACUGAAGUUGCUACCUGGUGAGUCACCUCGCUUUGCUGCUUUGAAGCUAAAGGACUUAGCAAUUCAGUGGCUUAAGCCUAUGGAAACAGAAAAAAUAAAAUCAUUGAACAAAACUGUACUGAAACAGUUUCUGAAUAUUUUACCAAAAGAAAUCCGGGACCAGCUGCAGAUGUCACAGCCAGAAGAUCUUGAAACAGCAAUCACAUUUGCAGAGUCAUCCCUCAGUUCUUUCAGAAACACAGAAGAUAUUUCUGACAAACAUUCUGUGUUAACUGACAAUGUUCCUAUGAGCUCAGUUUCCUUACAAAAUAAUAAUAGUGUUCUGUCCUCUGGAAAGAAAGCCACCUGCAUUGGAAACACCACACUCCGACCCUCAAAGCAAGCUCAAGCUGUUUCUCAGUUUCAAUUAAAUGACAGUUUGAACUCCUCACCUGCUGAAGAAGUUGAAGCCCAAAGUAAACGGCCAGGCAAAAAGAAACUUCAAGAACCGCACCCUUUGACGACUAUCAAAAAGCGUCGGCUUUCUGAAACUGAUGAAACUCUAAAUCGCUGCAAAAAGAAACUUCAAGAACCGCACCCUUUGACGACUAUCAAAAAGCAUCGGCUUUCUGAAACUGAUGAAAAUCUGAAUCGCUAUUAUACUAUGGAAGUUAAAUCAAGAACUAUUUUGUCACAAAUAUAUAAUAAAUUGGAAGAAUUGUCCUGUACUGGAAAGGAACAGAAUGACUUUUUAAAAAAAUUAAAAGAAAAAGUCUUGAUGUUGAAAGAUCGGGAUAUUCAAGAAGAAGUCUUCAUUGGAAUAUUUGGCAUGACAGGAACAGGAAAGAGUUCACUGAUUAAUGCUCUUUUAAAUGAAUUUGAUUUGCUGCCCACAUCAUCACUGGAAGCCUGUACCUCUUGCAUUGUCCAAGUGCAGGCUCAUGAGUACAGUAAUUUCACAGCCGAAAUUGAAUUUUUGAGCAAAGAGGAAUGGGAAGAUGAACUGAAGGAGCUUGUAGGGAACUGUAAACAUAAUCAUACCCAGGAUAGUAAUGUCCAUAACAAAGGAGAAGACAGUGAAAGUUACAAUGCAAAAAAAACAAUCACUGCUGUUUAUGGAAGUGAUGGACCAAAAAAAAGUUUUCCUGAAUUGGUUGAGAAGGACAUUCAUAGAUCUCUGAAGUCUAAAUUUAGUUCAAAAUCGGCUUCAGAACUGUGUAAGAUGAUGAAGUCCUAUAUAGUCAGUGAUUCAAAUGAGGAUUCCUCCUGUUCUUACUGGCCUUUGGUGAAGGUUGUUAAAAUUUUUGUGCCAAAGAAAACUUGUGGUCUACCAGAUAAAGUGGUACUGGUUGAUCUUCCAGGAAGUGGAGAUUCAAAUAAAGAAAGAAAUAACAUGUGGAAGGAGUAUAUUACCAAGUGUUCUUAUGUUUGGAUUGUUGCGGAAAUCAACAGAGCUCAAUCAAACAGCAAUGUAUUAGAAAUCCUCAACACAGGAUUAGAAGGCGCUGCUGGUGGAGGAAGGUGUCAAAACAUAGACAUCAUCUGCACCAAAACCGAUAACACUGGCAUUAAAAGCAAUGAAAUGUCAAAAGAGGCAAGUUCUAAAGAUGAACGUGAAGGCAUAAAAAAAAGAAAUGAAAAGGCCAAAAAUAUGCUUAUUAACAAAUACAAUAACCAAGUAAAGAAUUUCCUCAUGGGUUCUUCAGGUGAGCUUGCUGUUGACAGCAAAAUAAAGGUUUUCACAGUGAGUUCUAAGGAGUAUUGGAAUAUUCAAAGAAAAAUUAAGAGUAGUCUUAAAAUUGAAGAUACAGAACUCCCAUUAUUACAAGAUUAUCUGAAGCAGAUCUAUAAAAUCCAAGCAAUAAAAGCAGUAAAAAAUUAUAUUUCUGAGGUGUCUGGCAUUAUAUCCUUUCUUAAUGUUCCUAAGGAAAUGGCUGAAAAUAAGGCAAAUAAGAAUUCGUCGCUCUAUGAAAAACUGAAAAAUAGUCUUACAGUUGAAAACAAAGAUUUGGACAAAUUUUUAGGUGAAAUUCAAACAACUCUGCAGACGCAGCUUCAAAGUGGUGCUCGCGAAGCUGUAAGCAAAUGUCGAAAUAAUCUUGAGUCAAUUUUAAAUCCUAAAAAUACAAACUUCAGUGGCUACCAUAAGACAAUUAAGGCUUUAUGCAAAAAUCAUGGAAGCUUUCAUUCAUCCACGGGGAAGUUCAUUGAUCUCAACAAAAAACUGGCAUCACCCAUUUAUGCAGCUGUGGAUAACACCUUCAAAAGUACUUUCCAGUUCAACAGAAAUACCAGAAGAAAUAUAAAAGGAAAACUCAGUUUGCUUCAAUCAAAAUUCGAAAAAGUUGUGGGAAUAGAAUCUCAGUCUUACCGUCUGAUAUUCAUUAAAACUGAAUUAAGAAGAGUACUGGUGUCCAUGGAAAAUGAAAUUCUUCGCAGAAAAAUAAACAUAUAUAACACUAUCUUCAAGUCCAUUCAAAAGAAAUUGGAUCAAGUUUUUUAAGGUGCAAAUAAAAUGGAAGGCCAAAAUUCAAUGAGUAGCAUUCAGAUGAUGUUUAGAAACAAAGUGAAAGAAUGUCAAAACAUCAUGUUCAAAGAAGCAAUAGAAAAAAUGCUGGUGAAAUUUUCUAAU